Musca domestica (house fly) is the source of this 1015-nucleotide messenger RNA. RefSeq names its product ninjurin-1 (gene NijC). The coding region runs from base 408 to 830 and encodes 140 amino acids. The transcript has 5 exons. The record is from RefSeq and is a predicted model, not a curated record. Gene Ontology annotation, cellular component: membrane. Lineage: Eukaryota; Metazoa; Arthropoda; Insecta; Diptera; Muscidae. Gene Ontology annotation, biological process: cell adhesion; tissue regeneration.
UUCAGUUAAUGUCGAGUUGUUAAAGCGUUCAGUUGUGUUGCACGAACAUAAGCGGCGCGCCAAAACGUUAACAAAAAAAUACUCAAGUUGUUAUAGCAACGGACAAUAACAAUUGAUACAUAAAUAAAACCAUAUGUACAUGUGUUUGUAUGCACAUACCUGUGUAGUUGAAAGUACAUUAAAAAAAAACAAACAAAGAAGACAAUUUCUUUUAAAUAUUUAGCUGAAUUUAAUGCAUAUUGUUGAUACCGGACGUAUAAUUCCGAUUUAAAACUUCCCAUUGAACGAACAGUCGGAUACAACACAAUUGUGUCGAAAAUAGAAUUUCAAAACUGAUAUUGACGAUUUGAAUGAAAAAGCGAAAAAAAAAACAUCUGAGUAUUUAAAGUACAAUAGUCAGCGAGAAGAUGGCCCAGGCUAUAGCAAACGCUCUAAACAAUGACUCUGAAAUGAAGUCAAUGGACGCCAAUAGAUAUGCCACAAAGAAAACAAUUGCCCAGGGCAUGCUGGACAUUGCGUUGCUGACGGCCAACGCUUCCCAGCUGAAAUACAUUUUACAAGUGGGAGAACAACAUCAAUUCUACAAACUGAUGCUCGUCCUGAUUAGCCUCUCGAUCAUUCUGCAGAUCCUGUCCGGUGUUCUAAGUUUGUCCCUGAGUCUAAUGCGCGAUUGUCGCAUGCAUAUGCCGGAGUUCCAUCAGUCGGCGAACUUCAUCAAUCACAUACGCACUGGCUUUGCGUUUAUUGUGACCAUGAUAAAUCUGUUCAUUUCGGCAUUCGAUUCGCGCUUACCACCCUCCCAAGGCGACUAUCUCAGUGGACUCAAUUAAAAUUGUUGUUUAGUGCUGCAUACAUACAAUGUACAUAUGGAUAUCUGCUGGUUGGUAUAUUGUUUGUCAUCAUCGGAAGUCUGAAUAUAAAUCGGAAAACGGAUCAAACCGCCGCAGUUAUAUUGAACGACAUAAUAAUGGUUGUUAUCUUUGUUAUAUCCGUAAUAAAUGUAGUGAUAUCCGGU